Molecule: messenger RNA, 1224 nt
Organism: Stereum hirsutum FP-91666 SS1
Lineage: Eukaryota; Fungi; Basidiomycota; Agaricomycetes; Russulales; Stereaceae
Product: WD40 repeat-like protein
Exons: 8
Coding region: 1-1224 (407 amino acids)
Molecular function (GO): protein binding
Source: RefSeq, a predicted model, not a curated record
AUGUCCGCCCUCUCGCCUACACCAAUACAUCUCAUACGCGCCCACACAUCCUCUGUGAGCUCCGUCUCGAUCUCUGACGACAAUGAGCGAAUUUAUUCUGGCGACUCGGCUGGGAUUGUCGUCAUCACGUCGACGCGAUCUCUGCGUUCUUUAGCCUCUUGGAACGCACACACGGACAAUAUUCUGGGUGUGGAAGAAUGGGGAGAUCAGUUGAUCACACAUGCGAGGGAUAACAAGCUUCACGUAUGGAAACUUCCAAUCAAACGCGGGCCCACAUCUCUCGGGGGCUCAGCUGCACUCCCUGGUCUUCCUACGCCAGAACUGCUCUACUCGCUGGAUGUGAACGCAUUGAACUACUGUCGAUUUUCUUUAUUGGUGCUCAAACGGCGGAACCCAAGUGAGCCUGAAACAGGACAGGCGUUGAUUGCCGUGCCGAAUUUGGUCGAAUCAUCGAUGGCCGAUAUAUGGGCCCUGCCAUCCAAACAGCGAUUGCAUGCAGCUAUAGGCAAAACUGUGCUUUCUGGAAUAAAUAGCGCGGAUGGUCGAGGCUCCAGAAAUUCAACAGGUAUCAUCAUGUCGAUGCACCUCCUCCCCACAUCCAACACCGAUGACAACAUAAGCAGCCUCCGUCUCUUGGCUUCGUAUGAGAGCGGUAGUGUCAUGAUGUGGGAGUACAAAAAUACUAGCAAACCAAAGUCAAUCGAAGGCAUCGGCUGGGAAUGUUUGUGGACGGUGAAGUUGCACGUCGAAUCAGUCAUGGCGAUGGCACUCUCUCGAGAUCAUACACUUGCCUUAUCUGUCUCCGCCGACCCCAUCAUCUCGCGAUACCAAAUCUCUGUAUGUUGCACAAACACGAACGCGACUUCUCACCGCACAAAACACCCAGGAAACGGAUCCGUCGCGAUCCGUGGGGAUGCCCGCGUUUGUGCCAUUGGCGGCUGGGACGGGAAAAUACGACUAUACUCGACGAAGAGUUUCAAACCUCUUGGCACGCUCCGCUACCACAAAGACUCCGUCCAGGCGCUCGCAUGGGCGCACAGCCCAACAACAAAGGCGCAGACAAGGACACAGACAAAAACGCGGAAGCAGACACAAGCGCGCGAAGAUGAGGACGAGAUAGACGAGGGUGAGAAGGAGAAACGGGGCAGGUGGCUCAUCAGUGGUGGGAAGGACGGCAGAGUCGCUAUUUGGGAGCUUAUGGACUUUGGAGGGGAGAGGGGAUGA